UUUAUCUGGUUACUAGGCAGCGGUAACGGCUCCUGUUCACUUCUGAGAGGAAGACAACUAUCCUCCCGACAAUGGAGUCCUCGAGUGACUUUCGGGAAAAACUGCGGAAGAAAAGACGCGCUUUGCGAGAGACGUUAGUGAAAACCCAGAGAGAAGACGACACUCAGGCUCUGGUUCCGUCCACCAAAUUGAGAGGGGAGGAACUGCGAGCUACAAUGAAGGGGCCUCACAGCGGUGACCAAGAUCCAGGAGAGACACUGAAACAGACGUUGAGGGCUCAGAGACAGAGGCGGAAGAAACAGCUGCUCGACCGAUCUCCGGCCCAGGAGACCCAUGAUGAUGAUGACGACGAUGAAGAUGUGGAGGAGAUUGCCGCAAUUCAGCACCACGGCGAAGACAAGGGAUCGGCAGAGAAGGCAACCGACUCCGUGGGUUCGUCAAGACCUCCGACCGGAUCUCAGAUCGGUGCCUCCUCAAGGGUCCAUCUUACCCCCGACUCUCAGUUAGACAGCUUUGUUACACGUCGCCUGGAAGAGAGACUAAGAGCCGCCAGGUCUAAAGGGGAGACCCUCCAGCAGGAGGAGGCCCCCCUGCAGCCAGUCAGUCGCCUGCAGAGCCUCAGAGACAGAGACACUGUAACGAGGUUUGACCGAGAGGUGGAUCCAGAGCGAGCUGGAAGACACGAUGACCCCCUGGUCCUCAGCAGUAGGAUCAAGUUCAGAGAAGCACCAAGUCGGACUGAAAAGAGCCUGCCGACUGCUGAGGAGGCGUACAAUUUCUUUACACUCGACUUUGAGCCAGACCCAUUAGACGGUACUGAGAAGAAGAAAAGAGACAAACCGAGGAGAGCCGCCGAGGAGGAUGGAGAUGAAGAAGAUGCUGAAGAGGAGGAAGAUGCCGAAGACAACGUUCCACAGGAAAAUGAAGACCAGAGUGAGGAAGCCGCUCUCGUUCGAGACCAAGCGGACGAUUUAUUCGCAGUCGGACAAUCGACACAGGACUUCCUGGAAGUGAGGAAAGCCGAGUACGUCGGGUACCGGAAGCGCGUUCAGCGGGAGAGCGGCUUCCUCUUCACGCCGAGCUUUCGAACAGCGCCGGCGUCCAUCAAACUGCCUGAAAACACAAAGCCUCGUUAUCUGGAGGACGAGGGUCUGUAUGUCGGGGAGAGGCCUCCCGUGUCCCCGACCAACGAGAACAUUCUGGAGAACCGCGUGUUGAAAAUGGAGGAGGGAAAGAAAUGGUUUGGCGAUGACGGACGGAUCAUGGCUCUACCCGACCCCAUAAAGGAAUCCUCCACGAGACCCCCCCUCUUCCACAUGGAGGAGGACCUGGACCCUGCUCUGCAACCUGUGUACAGGAAGGCGCUCAAGUCCAAGAACGCCAACCUGUAUAUGGCUGGCACAGCGGACCCCGAGGGGGACUACCAGCUGGACGUGGACGUCUCCGGGCUGAUCUUCUCCCAUCACCCGCUCUUCAGUCGGGAGCACGUCCUGGGGGCCCGCCUGGCUCAGCUGUAUGACCAGUACCUCACCAGGCAGGGCAAUAAUCUCACCAGCCACCUGACGGACAAGUUGAAGGGGCUGCGAAGUGCUCUGCGCAAUAUACUCCAGAUCCAUGGCGGGGAGAGCCUCACUCCAGCGAUGCUGCAGAGGAUAUCGGAGUACAGUCUGGAGGUUAGGGAGACUCGGCAGCUGAGAGACAGCGAGCAGGAGAAAGACAGGACGCUGCUGAAGAACAUAGUGAAGGUGUGGAAGGAGACCAAAGCCCUCAGGGACUUUCAGAAGUACACCAACACGCCCUAUAAGCUCUUCCUCAGGAGAGAGCAUGUGGACCAGGCGUCCGAUGAGCGCGAGCACGAGGAGGAAAUCCUCUCCGAGGUCGUGGAACUGGAGGCAGAGAUGGAGGAGACUUACGAGAGAAAGCUGGUGGAGUACGAGAAACAGCUGGAGGAGUGGAAGCUCUGGAGGAGAAAACAGAAAGCCAAAAAGAAGAAGAAGAGAAAGAAGAAGAAGAAGAAAGGUCAGGCACAGGACGACACGGAUGAGGAUGAAGAGCAGGGGGCGAGCGAAUCAGACGCGCCCGCUGAGGAAGGCCCCCCCGAGCCGGAGCCCCCGGAGAGGCCCGACAUGGCGUCUGUGGAGCAGCAGGUCAGAGAGAAGGCCUCCAGGAUACGCAGGAAGCCCGGAGAGUCCAUCCUGAUCCCCGAGCUGUCUGCCUCUGGAAACAUCACGGCCAGUGACCUUUGCCCCAGGCCUGAAAUGGCUCGUAGGGAGGACGUCUCCAAGCGCUCCCUUUUCAUCAAGAUCCUGUACAACAACAAAGAAGUGUCCCGGACGGACAGCCGCUCCCUGAACGCUGACUUCAGGGUCCACUUCGGACAGAUUUUCAACCUCAAGAUACUCAACUGUCCCCAAAGCAUCAAUCUGCAGCUGUUUGAGGAGCUCGGCUCGUCAUGCUCCCUCCUGGCUCAGGUGUUUCUUCCGGUUCCGGACCCCUCCGUGGUGACGAGCAUCGUCCCCGUGGAGGAAUACGAGUUCAGCAGCAACCAGCGAGUGAUGUUCGACCACGAGGGCGUCGGCAGCGACGUGCCGCUGUCCUUCGAGGCCGACGGCGGCAACAAGCAGACCCUGCUGACCUCGGGGAAGGUGUCGUGCUCAGUCUGCUGGGGGUCCGGGGAGGACGGCGUGCCACUGGCCCCUCCGGCGUCUCAACACCCCGGCGCCGCACACGGUGGACCGGGGCGCCUCGACGCCGUCACAUUUAUUGGGGCGUCUGGACUGUACGACAUGAAAAAAAUUGGGGAGUGGGCCACGCAGUCACGGCUGGACCCCAACGACCCCAAAAACGCCUCCAUCAUGCAGCUGCUGAAGGUGGCCAGCAGUGGGGAGGUCACGGCGCCGGAGUACUUCCGCCUGGAGCAGCUGCAGGAGGAGUUUAACUUUGUCACCGACGAAGAGCUGGAGAGCUCCAAAAGAUUCCGCCUGCUCCGUCUCAGGAACCAGGAAGUGGCCGAGUUCCGAAAUUACAAGUUUGUUCCUGCUCUGGAGAAGGAGGUCGCUGACAAAGUGUUCCAGGAUUAUGAAAAGAGACUGAGAGAAGGAGAGCGAGUCGACACUAAAGAACAUCUGGAUUCACACAGAGCUUUGGUAGCCAAAUACCUGCAGAAGAUCCGAGAGUCUGUCGCCAACAGGUUUGUUCUGGCCAAGCAUCACUACCUCCUCUCCGACCUGGUGAUAGAGGAGGAGAUACCGAGCAUCGGGAUUCUGGGAGUGAACCUUUUCAAGCUGGCUGAGCCCAAGCGUCCGCUGAGGCCUCAGAGGAAAGAGAGGAAGAAGGUGACGGCUCAGAAUCUGUCCGACGGAGACAUCCGGCUGCUCAUCAACAUCCUGAGAGCCUACGACCUCCCCGUCCGCCGCCCGCACAGCAAUAAAGCCGGCCCGUCUCAGAGCGCCCCCCAGGGCAGCGAUUGGCUCACGAGUCAGGUGCAAGUGACGCCCUUUGUGGAGGUUUCCUUCCAGCGCACCGUGCUCCAAACGACCACAGCCGAAGGCCCGAACCCCUGCUGGAACGAGGAGCUGCAGCUACCGUUCAGUGCUCCAAAUGGGGACUACAGUGCUGCCGCCUUGCAAUCAGUCCGAGACGAAGUCUUCAUCAACAUAUUUGAUGAGGUGGUCUAUGAAACCGGAGUGAAUGACAAAGACGGAGGCAAAUCCAUACACACCCGGGUGGAGAAGCACUGGCUGGGCUGCGUCAAGAUCCCAUUCAGCACCAUCUACUCUCAGUCACGGAUCGACGGAACAUUCAAGGUCAACACGCCGGCGGUGCUGCUGGGCUACAGCAAGGAGCGCAGCCACGGCUACAGCAGCGGCUACAACACCGUGCAGAGCGUGAGCGAGGGAGCCUUCGUCACACUCUUCAUCACCAUCGAGCCUCAGCUGGUGCCGGGGGAGUCGGUGCGGGAAAAGAUUAUGGAGCUGAAGUUUGACAGCCAGGAGGACGAGCGUCUCCUGCAGGCCUCGGAGAAGUUUGAGCGGGACGCGGCGCGGGACCACCCGGGCCGGCCCUGCGUCACCGCCGUCAUCGACCUCAACGGGAAGACGGUCUUCGUCACGCGAUACAUUCACCCGCUCAACCCCCCCCAGCAGCUGCUGGACGCCUUCCCCAACAACUCCCAGGACACCGCGAACCUGGUGGCCAGAUUCGUGUCGCUCAUCCCGUCUCUGCCGGACAGGGUGUCGUUCGCCGGCGCCUGUGACCUGUGGAGCACCUGCGACCAAUUCCUCACCCUCCUCGCGGGAGAUGAGGAAGAACACGCCGUGCUGCUGUGCAACUACUUCCUGUCUAUGGGCAGGAAAGCCUGGCUUAUGAUUGGCACCGCUAUACCAGAGGGACCCACGGCAUACGUCCUGACCUUGGAGCAGAACCGAUACCUGAUCUGGAAUCCCAGCAGCGGUCAGUUCUACCGACAGUACGACACCUUCUGCCCGCUCACUGUAGUCGGCUGCCUGGUCAACGACGAAAAUGUGUGGUUGAACGUUCAAGGCUACACGUCACCCAUGACGAUGAGUUUCGACACCACCAAGGCAAAUUUGUGGAAGCCGUUCUUCUCGCAAUCCUUCCCGAACCCCGGGCUGCCGAGUGUACAACCCGAGGCGCUGGUGUACCGGCGCACAGACAAAGCCGCCGCGGCAGAGCUUCAGGACAGGAUCGAGAAGAUCCUGAAGGAGAAGAUCAGGGAGUGGCGCCCUCGUCACCCCACCCGCUGGAACCGCUACUGCACCUCCACCCUGAAGCAGUUCCUGCCCAAGCUGGAGCAGAGCGGGGGGCGGGACGUGGCCGAGGGUCACCGCCACGAGCUGCAAAGCCUGCUGGGAGACAUCACGAUCUCGGGGUUCCCCCUGCAUCUGCCCUUCUCCGAGAUCCGGCCCAUCGUGGAGGCAGUGCACAGCACCGGGGUCCACAACGUCCACGCCUCAAACGUGGAGUUUGCCCUGGCCGUGUACGUGCACCCGUACCCGAAUAACGUGCUCUCCGUGUGGGUGUACCUGGCCUCGCUGGUGCGCACGUGAGACGCACUCCUCUUGCUGCAAAACAAUCACUGCUCUGACUGUUUUUAGAUAAAUGACACAGCACUUGACACGCCAUUGUCAGGCUAUUGCAUUUUUAUAUUUAUAUAUAUAUUUGUGUAUGUAUAUACAAUGGAUGUCUUAUCUUUGUAUUACACAGUUUGAUAUCCGCAUAAAGGAUCAUUAAACCCCA
This is a messenger RNA of Pungitius pungitius (ninespine stickleback), 5259 nucleotides long. It is a transcript of the gene cc2d2a, whose product is annotated as coiled-coil and C2 domain containing 2A. The transcript has 39 exons. The record is from RefSeq and is a predicted model, not a curated record. Lineage: Eukaryota; Metazoa; Chordata; Actinopteri; Perciformes; Gasterosteidae. The coding region runs from base 72 to 5069 and encodes 1665 amino acids. Gene Ontology annotation, biological process: non-motile cilium assembly; protein localization to ciliary transition zone. Gene Ontology annotation, cellular component: ciliary transition zone.